Hemibagrus wyckioides is the source of this 1662-nucleotide messenger RNA. RefSeq names its product cilia- and flagella- associated protein 210-like. The record is from RefSeq and is a predicted model, not a curated record. The coding region runs from base 1 to 1662 and encodes 553 amino acids. The transcript has 9 exons. Lineage: Eukaryota; Metazoa; Chordata; Actinopteri; Siluriformes; Bagridae.
AUGUCCGAGCAAAAGAAUAAGACAGAGGCUACAGUGCCUGUGGGGCAGUUUGUCCGGAGAAAAGGCACAAUUAGAAAAGGUGUUCUACCAGAGGUGAUCAAUACACCGAAGUUACCUGUAGACCUGCACGAAGUGACCGUGUUGUCCACAUCAGACUGGAAGAGAAUCCAGGACAGUGUGAAUCGUGUGAAAGAAGAGCAGGAUCGUCUUGAUGCAGCUGCGAGAGAGCGAGAGGCCUUGCACCUGCGCUCCAAAGAAGUGGUCAAAAACUGGCCUGACUCCCUAGCUGCACAGCGGCAAAAGAGGUUAGAAUCAAGGAGAAUUAGAAAGGAAAUUGAAGAGGAGAAGAGGAAGCAGCUCGACUUGGAGGAAGCAAAGUUUCAAGCGAUGAAAAGAAAGGAAGCAAUAGAGAGGGCCAAAACCCUGCAGUUCCUCCAGACAGACAGAGUGAAAAGAUUUCAUAGUGCUCUGCGGAUGACUGAAGUCCUGAAGGAGAGGGAGGCUCAGAUUGAGCUGAAAAUAAGAAAAGAAAUAGAGGCUAAAAAAGAAAAAGACGAGAUGUCGGCCAAGAUUAGACGAAACACGGAGCUGGCUUUACAGGAGCAGCGAGAGAAAGCUGAGGAGAGGAAGCAGAAGCGCCUGGCUCAUGCUGAGUUUUUGAAACAACAGGUUAAGGAGCGUGACCAGGCAAGAGAGAAGGAGAUGAUGGAAAAGAAGAAAAAGGAAGAAGAACUCAAGCAUUUCCAAAAGCUUUAUGAAAUGGAACAAACCAUGCUCAAGCAGAAGAAGCAAGAGGAGAAGAGAAAGAACAAGAAGGCUUUUCAAGAAGAGUUUGCCAAUAGGAAAAUCUUCCAAGCGUCUAAGGCCAAGAAACAGGAGAUGGAAGAAGAGAAACGGAAGCUUGUUGUUGAGGCCAAAGACAAACAGAUGAAACUUAGGAAGGAGAAAGAGGCAGAGAUGUUCAGAGAGUUUCAGAGACCCAGGGAAAUUGUUGCAGACAGACUGGCAGAAUUUCUCGCGGCACAAAGCGACGAUGAGGAUGAGGUGAUCUCCAGGGCAGCUGCAGAAGCUGUGGCCAAGAAGGAUAAAGAACAGCGUGAGAAGGAGAAGAAGAAGGCUGCUGUGUUGAGGAGUAUUGCUGAACACAGAGAAGCUGUGCAUAAAGAGCUGAAGUGCAGGAAGCAGAAGGAGAAGCAGGAGGCUGCUGAGAUGCUUAAAGCAAACAAAGCAGCAGAUCUCCUCUACCAUCAAACUCAGAAAAUCAAGGCCCAGAAAAAGAAAGAGGCAGUCAAACUGCUACAAGACUCAUAUGUCCAUCAGAUGAAUGAGAAGCAUGCGAAGAAGCAGCUCAGGGAAAAACAGAAGCUGGAAUGUAAAGUGAGGAAUGCACAGCUUAUUGCAGAGGAAGAGAAGCAGUUUCAGACUUAUGCCAAGGAUGUGACACAGACAGCUAGGAAGGGUCAGAGGAACACCUCCAUCCUGCACAAGGCCUCAAAGGUGGGCAUUGGUGGAGGACGCGGACCUGUGUUUGGAGUCAUUAGACCGAGUUACCAAGUGCAGGAUAAAUCAGGAGUUCAGCUGCCCAGUUAUGUGCGCAGAAAGAAGCUGGAUGUGACUACCUACAUGCAGGAGUCUAGAAAGCGGCUGGGAUUUACUAGAUGA